UGCGCAGGCUACAGCUGCAGACUGCUGGAUCUACCUUCCUCUCUUAUCCUUCGCCUUCCGCCACCUCUGCCAAAGCCAUCAUGUCUCAGGCUCGGCCCGCCACUGUGCUGGGUGCCAUGGAGAUGGGGCGCCGCAUGGACCCGACCUCCAGCGCCGCUUCGGUGCGCGCCUUCCUGCAGCGCGGCCACACUGAGAUAGACACCGCCUUCGUGUAUGCAGAAGGCCAGUCCGAGACCAUCCUGGGCGGCCUGGGGCUCGGGCUGGGCCGCAGCGGCUGCAAAGUGAAAAUUGCCACCAAGGCUUGUCCAAUGUUUGGGAGGACAUUGAAGCCUGAUGAUGUCCGGUUCCAGCUGGAGACUUCACUGAAGAGGCUUCAGUGUCCCCGGGUGGACCUCUUCUAUUUACACGUGCCAGACCACAACACCCCUAUAGAGGAGACGCUGGAGACCUGCCACCAGCUGCAUCAGGAGGGCAAAUUUGUGGAGCUUGGCCUGUCCAACUAUGCCUCCUGGGAAGUGGCUGAGAUCUGUACCCUUUGCAAGAAAAAUGGCUGGAUCAUGCCAACUGUGUACCAGGGCAUGUACAACGCUACCACCAGGCAGGUGGAGAAGGAGCUCCUCCCCUGCCUCAGACACUUUGGAUUGAGGUUCUAUGCCUUCAACCCUUUGGCUGGGGGCCUGCUGACUGGCAGAUACAAGUACGAGGACAAGGAAGGACAGCAGCCUGAGAGCCGCUUCUUUGGGAAUCAGUUUUCUCAGAUGUACAUGAACCGCUACUGGAAGGAGGAACACUUCAAGGGCAUCGCCCUGGUGGAGAAGGCUCUGAAGUCCACCUAUGGCACCAGCACUCCUAGCAUGACCUCGGCCACCUUUCGAUGGAUAUACCAUCACUCACAGCUCAAGGGCGCCCAUGGGGAUGCAGUCAUUCUGGGCAUGUCCAGUCUACAGCAGCUGGAGCAGAACUUGGCCUUGGUUGAGGAAGGGCCCCUGGAGCCGGCUGUUGUGGAGGCCUUUGACCAAGCCUGGAACCUGGUUGCACAUGACUGCCCCAACUACUUCCGCUAAGCUGGGUCUGACCUGGGGAGGCGUCGAGGGUACUGCCUGUCACUCUGGGCUCUACCCUGGCCAGUCUGGGCCUGGAGCUGAUUCAGCUGGUCAUUCCCUCGUCAUCCAGAUCACUGCUGACUUUGUUUUGUUUCUGUCUACUGCCUUCCUGUACACCCAGUUGCCUUCAGUGUGAGAGCUGGCUGAGCUCCGCCCCAGGACCUCCUGUGGAAUAAAACUUUCACCUGUCACGGCUGUAGCCCAGGCUGCAGCAGACUGGUGGCCGUCUUCUCUUGAA
Messenger RNA from Peromyscus eremicus (cactus mouse), 1341 nucleotides. Its product is annotated as aflatoxin B1 aldehyde reductase member 3. The transcript is spliced from 7 exons. The coding region runs from base 81 to 1064 and encodes 327 amino acids. The record is from RefSeq and is a predicted model, not a curated record. NCBI's taxonomy places the organism in Eukaryota, Metazoa, Chordata, Mammalia, Rodentia, Cricetidae.